UAGUGAGGAAAGUUUCAGAUUUCGGUAUUUUGUGUACUUCUAGGUUUGAAAGUCUGUAGAAUUUGCGAAAAUUUCGAAAAUUCCUUGUCUCGUCUGUGCGCAUGCGUGCUUGACACGUCGCACUAGUUCCGGAAAACAUGGCGGCCGGUUGUCCGAAAGCGUGAGCGUUUCUACACUUUCUACCCAAAAAACGACCUUCCUGAGACUUCAAACGAACUGAUUUUAACGAGAGACGAGAGCUAGACUGUUGCACAAGGACAGGAAGCCAUUUUGAACUGGUUACUUGACCGAGAAGUCGGUUAAAACAGCGACUAUAACGAACAUUUUUACUCCGAAUAGUCUUAUCUGUGAUCCGUAUGGUGAGACUACGACUACCAAGAACUGGCUAGGAAGGUCCAUCCACGUCUUCUGGUAGGGUAAUUCUGUCUGUACCCAAGGUUGUGACCCCUGAACAACAUGGCGGACCAGCCUGCUGACGACAGUGGACAGUUCCACGGUGGUUAUACGCAGCAGGGUUGGCCUCCAAACGACGCGGCGCAAAAACCUGCCUUCUACAACCCACAGCAGAUGCCAGCCACUUCUGGUGGGGCUCCCAUGUUCUUCAACCCUGCCAGUUUCGACACUGGCGCAGCCCCGCCGUUUUUAGCCCAGCAGGGACCUGCCCACCCCCCUCAGCAGCAGUGGGAUAACCCGACCUACCCCCCACAGCAGCAGCAACCAACCUGGAACUCUCACGAGGUGCAGAACGGCCCACCUCACCAGGGGGGGUACCAGGGUGGUGGGAACGUGCAGCAAAACGAGUACCCCCAGCAGCAGCCCUACCCCGGAUGGCAAGACCAGGACCUGUAUGCACCCCCUGUAUCUGACCCCCUGACUGAUAGUAGGGCUUCAUCGUCCUUCUAUGAGUCUUCUGGCCAGAGUUCCACCCUGGGUCUCGGUUUCAGCUACUCCAGCGAGAAUCCGUCCCUGAAUUCCAGCGAGAGAACGUCGCCCAUGCUAGCCGGCGGCGACUACGGUCAGGGCCACGGUUUUCCGUAUGAUGGAACCGGAAUGGACAUUCCGAGAGACGGAAUGCAGCAGCAACCGCCAGCGGAAGGAGCGGCGAUGUUCAGACAACCCGAGGGAAACUCUCUUCCGAAUGAUUCAGGGCCUGGUGGACAGUACUUCUCUGGCCCAGGAAACACAAAUACAACAGCGAGUGUGCCACAAGUCAGCAUGUUUAACCCACAGUUUGGCCUCCCUGAGGAGUCACGAAGUGCUGCUAGCUUGGGGCAGGAGGAGGGGGAGGGUUCGCUGACACGAGAACUAACAGGCCAAGAACAGGAAGAAAAUGUCCAGCAGUUUCUUCCACCACAACCACAGAACACCCAGCUGCCACCGGCACCAAACUUGGAGGGCUCCCAAACCGGUCCAGAGAUGACCAGCUGGGAUUUCGGAGGAGGAGCGCCACACCAGGAAAUGAGGAGAGAACUAACAGGACAAGAGGACGGGCUAGAUUCACAGCUACCGCAGGAUCCUGCCCAGUUCGCUUCCCAACCGUCCGAGCCACCACCACAGGCACCUCCAAUGUUAAGUGUAGAGGAACCGACAUCGGGAAUUCCAACCCCGAGUCCAGGCCACUCUCGUAGCAGCUCUCAGCAGUUUGACACCAUCAGCCUGGGGAGUGGGAAAGAAGGGAACCCCUCUCGUAGUGGCAGCAGGGCUAGUUCUCUCAUCGUAGAGGGUCAGGCCCAGCCUGGUGUGACUCCAGCUGCUUCAAACAGUGGAACAAGAGAAGAGUUUGAUGUUGGCACGAGACCUGUAGGUGACCACAGCAGGUCUGGGUCUGUAGACUCGGGCCGAAGUGGACCAGGAAUUGCCGACGGCCCUCCGCAAAGUGUGGCUCAAACGGAGCCUGUAGGGGGUACGGAGAGGAGCCGGUCGGGGUCGGCGGAGUCCGGUAGAAGCGCCCGGAGCAGCAGGAGCGGUUCCGGUGCACCGCCUGCCCCGCCGCUGAACGUCCCGUACCAGGAGGGUGCCGCGAUGGAGCGUAGCCGGUCCGGGUCGGCCGAGUCCGGUCGGAGCGGUGGGAGCGGCGGACGGCCGCCGUCGCUCUCACGUCACAGCCAAUCCAACGACUCGAUCCACAGUGCUGGCAGCAACCCCGCCCUGUCCUCCCAGCCUCCGUUACUCGAGGAGCAGAGCCCAGGCGAUGGAGCGCCAAGCCCCCAGCCUGGUAGACCAUCAGACGUUGGUCCCGGGGACUCACCGGAAGGAGCCGCCAGCCCUGACGAGCCCACACAGCCUCAACAGGGCGACGGGGAGCCCGAACCUCCGCCGCAAAACACCCGCCCUCCACAAGCCCGCCCCAGCGGCCAUAGUCCCCCUCCCCCCCGCCCAAGCAUCCCCAACUUCCCCAUCUUCUCGCCCAUGGAGGGAUCCAUGGCUCCACAGUUCCCCUUCGCUAGUAACUUCCCCAAUGCGGGACCGAGCAUGCCAUCCCCCAUACAGCACAGUGCCAGCAGCCCGUUCCAACCUGUCGCCACGCGGCCACAGCCUUUUCCCGCUAGAACUGAGCACAACGGCUUUCCCGGGGAAGGGCAGGAUAGCACGCCAACGUCAGGCAACGACAAUAACGCUGUGGACAGACAGGACAGGGAAGCGCCGCAGGUUGCGAGACAGCCUUCGAGAGAAGAGCAUCACCAGCACGGAAGGGAGAACCUGCUAGAACGCGAGCCGCUGCCGCGGAGAGAGGACAUGAGGAACGAGCCGAGAGAACGGAGGACGUCAGGACAGCGCGACGGCGCGGAAGGAGAGCAAAGCGUGCCACCUCCACCCAUGCCUGCGCAGCCCCUCCCGAGUCAAACUCACCACGCAGGCAUCCACUCGCAUCACAGGAAACAGGAAGAGCGGCGGGAAUCCACCCCCACGGCGUCACUCUGGGCAUCGGACGUCCCCGCUAGCGUUCCCAGCGUGAUUCUUGCACCUGCGGCCCCUCCCACGCUGACCCAGGCCCCGUCGGUCCAGCCCCAUCCAGUCCCCAUGUUCAUCCCUGCUCCCAACCUCCCCAGCACCAUGCAGGCCCCUCCUAUUCCUGCUGCUAGUCCGCCUGAGAAACAACAACAACCACAACAGCCAACUCCUGCAAGUGCAAUCCCGUCGUCCAGUGCCUUUGGUACACCUUUGAGCACAGCUGCUGCGUCCGCCCCGACCACAUCUGCCACCACCCCCUCCUCUCAGCAGUCCCCACAGUCUCCCGACACCUACAGGAACGCUUCGGCACCUCCCCCGGACUCGACCAACCACGGUGCUCAACAACAAACCGUCCCGCCGGUGGCGUCGACCCAGAGCUACAGCACGCCUCCCUCGCGACAGACAAGCACGGCGUCAAAUUCCUCUUACACCAGCCAAUCGGGGAGACUCACAGAGGAGAGAACACAGGAGAGAAGGAACCCACAGGAAGGCCAGCCAUCGCCAUCCCGUAGCCCGCGGCAGGUUGCCGGAAAUGAGUCCGAACCGGACGACCGUUACAGCCAACGUGGCCAGCCUCAGAAGCCUGCGGGGCAUGCUACGCAACCAGCCGACACCCGACAACCAUCAACACAGAGUAACCAACAACCAUCGGAUACGGAUUACACGAGAACGCGGGACUACAGAGGGAGAGAAGGAGACACGGCGUACUCAGCACAGGAGCCUGAGAGACCGUCCAGUCGCUCCUCUAACCACGGUGGAGACAGGGACUGGGAUAGGGACAAAGAUGACAGGUAUUCCUGGUACGACCAGAGGGAUCGGAGGUAUGACAGCAGGAGGGACUACUACCAGGAACGGGACUAUCGCAGCAGGUCUUACGAACAAGACCCACGCUACGGCCGCCAGGGUUCGUACGACAGCUACUACGGCAGACAGGAGUCCAGGGACAGGGAGAGACCAUCUUCCCGACAAGAGAGAGAACGCCCGAGCUCAAGGCAAGGAGAGAGACCACGCUCGAGACAAGACUACGACAGGGAAGCUUACUACAGACAGUACAGUGCUGACUAUGACAGGAGUGGGUACUAUGAUCAGGAGAAGUACAGAAGAAGAAGAGACUACUACGGGAGAGAGUACGACUCAAGAGGACAACGGGACCCGAGAUACAGCAGAGACUACUGGGCGAACGACCCUCGGUACCAGGAGUGGUACAACUACUACUACGGUCGUCACGGUAACAGCUACGACCCCCGGUACUACGAGUACUACAAGCAGCAGAUGCAGCAACAACAGCAGCAGCAACAGCAGUCACAGGGGUACGAUCUGUACGCUUACGACCCUCGCUACGAUAACACGUACGAUGACGAGAAUUACGAGGACGACCGCCGUAGCGUGCACAGCAACGCGAGCGGUCACAGCUCUCACAGUCACCACUCCCAGGGCUGGGGAGGGCAGUAUGACGAUAGGUUUGCGCGAGACUUCCACAGAGACUCCGGCCAUGGAGACACGAGCGGCUAUGGACACAACGGUGGGUACGGAGACAACAGCUGGUACAGGGACUCCUGGCAGCAAGGUCAGACCCCUGCUGCUAGGACAACUCCUGCCAAGUUCCACAUCCCCCACGUCCUGGCACGCUUCGGCCCCGGGGGUCACAUGAUCAAGGUGCUGCCCAACAACCCGGCCGACGGCAUGCCUGCUGUGGUGGAGGUGCACGCUCUCGAGACUCUUCUUGUAAACAACACUGAAGUGGAAGAAUUCAGAGUUUUCCCUGGACCACUUAUCAAGGGCGUGACCCACAAGAGCGAUGUGAUCCGGUUCUGUCAGGACAAGGCCGCGGCCUCGCUGGCCAGUACCGAGCUCAGGGAUAAGGAGUCGGCCGCGCUGCUGUGGCAGCUGCUAGAGCUACUCUGUCGCCAGAACGGGACUAUCAUGAUCACGAUUGUAGGUACAGACAUCGCAGAGCUGCUCCUGCAAGGCCACCCGUCCAUGGCGUACCCCCAGCGUACAGAGGCUGAGGGAGAGGACCGGGGGAGUCAGGGUGACCUGUCCCAGGCUUCCACCACCAGUGACGGGACGGUGGGGGGCACCGAGGCCGCAGACAUCGAGAGGCUCACACAGAAGUUCAGAGAACUCCUGCUGUUUGGGAGGAAAAAGGAUGCCCUGGAGUGGGCGAUGAAGGGGGGUCUGUGGGGCCACGCCCUGCUGCUGGCCAGCAAGAUGGACUCCAGAGCUCACGCCAACGUUAUGACAAGGUUUGCGAACAGUCUGCCGAUGAACGACCCUCUGCAGACCCUGUACCAGCUCAUGUCUCACCGCCAGCCUGCAGCUGUCACCAGCUGUGCGGACGAGAGGUGGGGCGACUGGAGACCACACCUAGCGAUGGUGUUAUCUAACCACACCCAGCGACCAGAGGUGGACAGGAAAAGCAUCAUCACCCUAGGAGAUACACUAGGUUCCAGAGGCCUUCUCCACGCUGCCCACUUCUGUUACCUGAUGGCUCAGGUCAACUUCGGACACUACAGCAAGAAGGCCAGCAAGAUGGUCCUACUGGGGUCCAGUCACAGCCUGCCCUUUAUGGAGUUUGCUUCUAAUGAGGCUAUCCAGAUGACAGAAGUGUACGAGUACGCCAUGACUCUGGGCAACGCUGCACACUACAUACUACCCAGCUUCCAGGAGUACAAGUUUCUGUAUGCGACAAGGUUGGCGGAGUGUGGCAUGACAGCACAGGCCCUGACGUACUGUGAGUGUAUAGUCUCGGCGGUGGAGAGAGCCCCUACAUCCUUCAGCAGUACUCUGAUCUCCCAGCUACACCAGCUGUCAGAGCGGCUGUUCUGGCACGACCCUCACUUCUCCAGUCUGAGCGCUGAGGAGGAUCAGGACUAUGACUGGAUCAACAGUAUCAGAUACAUGAACCAGCAAGUUCUGGAGGGAGCCCUGUUGCCGUCGUCGGCCAGUGACACCCCGAUGUUUGUUGGUUCCACGGAGCCCAGCAUCGACGGCACGAGCACCCCCACCCCUGGGGAAACCACCUUCACCGGGGUGGGGACGCCUCAGUACGACUCCAAACAGCAGGAACAGUAUGAAGGUUACAAUGCCAGUGGCAUCGACCCUGCAGCUUACCAACAGCAGGGAGGCACAGACAGUCCUUACCAACAGUACCAACAACAACAACAACAAAUGGACCCCAAUGCCAGUUACCAGCCGUGGUCCAAGCCCGUCCCUGCUGACAUGAACCUGAUGGCGUCCAUGAACAGUGAGUACAGCACCACGUCUGCCACUACUGACGGGGGAACCGAGACAGAAAACGAUGUGCCGGAUUACUAUGACCAGAUGGCUGGACAAGUGAGCUUCAAGUCUCUGGCCAGUAGCCCUGAUGAGAGCCCAGGAGAGGGUCCUGCUGACGCUACAGAGGAGGACUCAGACACUAGCGCUCGACUGGUCCAGCAGCAGCACCGGGGGACGCCGGACUCGCAGGGUUCCCAAAGUCGACUGCGGGCGCUGAGCGGGAGCUCCCAUGCCUCCACGACACGGGCGCGGUCCAUGAGCGGGUCCUCUCAGCUCUCCCACGGGUCUCAGAGGAUCAGGCGCAGACAGAGAACAACCUCAGAGUCCUCACAGGUGGACAUUAAGGAAGAACCUGCCCAAAAGAAACAGGAAAAGUCAUCAGGUUUAAGGAAGACCAAGCGUGUGAGUGUGAGCCCGUACCAGGAAACUCCCGAACAGUUCACACAGCCGAGUCAUCAGAGCAAGGACUCGGCCAGGCUAGAACUGGCCGUGCCAGAAGGCAGUGGUCAACAGGACAGGUUUCAGGGUGUCUGCAGCAGACUAGAUACAAGGGGCGGUGGCUUUGAGAAACAAGAGGCCAGCGUUAGAAGGAAACUGUUCCAGUUAGAAGUGAUCCAAGAGCAGGAAGGAGAGGAAAGUUUUUCUCCAAGACUUUUGAAAGAUUUAGACAAGGAGACAGAUACAGGAAGGGAUGAAGUAGAGAGGAAAGUUCAAGAGGAAGCCACAGAGGGACAAAACCAGGCCACAGUUCCUUCAGUGUCAGAUUCACAAAGUCAGAAAACUGCCCAAAGUGAUCUCAGAGUUGUAGAGGGACAGGAGGAAACAGCAGUGCAGAAGAAAGAAAAUUCAGACAGGAAGAAAGUUGAAGAGUCAGAGGUCCCCAACUCUAGGCAGGCUAGUGCCAAACCAAAGGACUCAAAUAUCAGCUCGCAAAGUCACCAGGGACAAAAAACCUCCGCCCAGAGGUCAGGGGGCACGUCCUGGCUUGGAGGUCUCUUCACCAAAAUGAUGAGGGGCAAAAACGAGAUCCACCUUCCAGAUGACACCAACAAAUCUAUUGUUUGGGACGCUGCGAGGAACAAGUGGGUGAACCAGGAUGAAGGGGAAGAAGAGGAUGCAGCACCCCCACCACCCCCUCCUAAGGACCCCAUGCCAUCUCCUGCUGGUGGGCCGGCCCCUCCACCUGGCAAUACUCCCAACAGGUUCUCCAGGAGAGCAGGCCCCACAGGGAAGUAUGUGGAUGUUCUGAACCAGAGUGGGACGACCAAGCCGGCUGCCCCCCCUCCUGACCUGUUCCCUGGACUGGUGCCUACUGGGAACGCCAUGCCCAACCUGUUUGUACCAGCUGCCGUCCCCACGUCAGAUGCCAACGAACCGCAGGGCUCGCAGCUGCAGGGGACGAUGACCCAGGGCGACCCCCAGGGACCCCACGCACCGACCCAGGUGCAGCAACAACCACCCAUGUUCUAUAACCCCAAUGAGCCAAUGACAUCAGCUGCCCAGGUCCCUCCCACAAGUACCCCAAACUCACAGGCGCAGCUGUCUCGGUCAAGCUCUAUGAGUUCUAUGUCAUACGAGGUCAGCCACCUCCUAAAAGCACAGCAGCCUCAAGACAGUGCAGGCCCCCCUGUAGGAGACCAGGGGGUAGCACCACCCCCCCAGGCGGUGGCCGCACCCCCCAUGUUCUUCAACCCCUCGUCGUUUAGCGCUCAGAACUCACCCUUCAACUCUCCAGCCCAGGGACCCACUGGACUGGGCAGCCGGCCGAGAUAUGCACGACCCAGAUGAGACACUAGGGGGCGCUGCUUCACUACUACAUGAUUGUACACUAUCAUCAUCAGCAUGUCGGCAGAACGUACUGUGCCUGCGCG
Branchiostoma belcheri (Belcher's lancelet) is the source of this 8102-nucleotide messenger RNA. Its product is annotated as protein transport protein Sec16A-like. Gene Ontology annotation, cellular component: endoplasmic reticulum exit site; ER to Golgi transport vesicle membrane. Gene Ontology annotation, biological process: COPII vesicle coat assembly; autophagy; Golgi organization. NCBI's taxonomy places the organism in Eukaryota, Metazoa, Chordata, Leptocardii, Amphioxiformes, Branchiostomatidae. The record is from RefSeq and is a predicted model, not a curated record.